AUUGGCUGGUAGGGCCGUCAGUCAUUCUAUUCCGACACCUCCCUUGCGCUCCAGGGACAAACUGGUGUUACCUGGUCCCGGGCAGAGGAGUUCCUUACCCACCCCAGUUCUGGUUCUGACGCCCUAGUUCCCGCAAAUUUAGGGUUUGGGUCUCGGCUUGUUCCCUUCCCGCUAGAAGCAACUCUUCUCUGAGCCAAGCCAGCUACCUGGGCUCCUGGAAUUGCCACCCCUCCGUGGGCACCCUUGAGGCCUCCGUGGAGGUACGUCACCGGGCAGAGCGGGACGUGAGCCUGCGUUUGCUGCAGGUGUGCUCUGUGUGGUGACUGGGUUCUGCCAAUCCCCGUGCCCACUGGGUGGGUGCGGCCGGGAAGUUCCUGCCCCUCCCUGCUGGUCGGCGUCACGCGUGACGUCCCGCGUGAUGGCUGGGAGGGCCCGGCGGCGACAGCGGAGGCAGAGAGGAAGGCGGUUCUGAGAGCUUCAGGGAGCCCUGGAAAGCAAAAUGGGUGAAUUGCCUUUAGACAUCAACAUCCAGGAACCUCGCUGGGACCAAAGUACUUUCCUGGGCAGAGCCCGGCACUUUUUCACUGUUACUGAUCCUCGAAAUCUGCUGCUGUCCGCGGCACAGCUGGAAACUUCUCGGAACAUUGUGCAGAACUACAGGGCUGGCGUUGUGACCCCAGGGAUCACCGAGGACCAGCUGUGGAGGGCCAAGUAUGUGUAUGACUCUGCCUUCCAUCCAGACACAGGGGAGAAGGUGGUCCUGAUUGGCCGCAUGUCAGCCCAGGUGCCCAUGAACAUGACCAUCACCGGCUGCAUGCUCACCUUCUACAGGAAGACCCCAACUGUGGUGUUCUGGCAGUGGGUGAAUCAGUCCUUCAAUGCCAUUGUGAACUAUUCCAACCGCAGUGGCGACACUCCCAUCACCGUGAGGCAGCUGGGGACAGCCUAUGUGAGUGCCACCACUGGAGCUGUGGCCACGGCCCUGGGACUCAAAUCCCUCACCAAGCACCUGCCCCCUUUGGUCGGCAGAUUUGUGCCCUUUGCAGCGGUGGCAGCUGCCAACUGCAUCAACAUCCCCCUGAUGAGGCAGAGAGAGCUGCAGGUGGGCAUCCCGGUGGCUGAUGAGGCAGGUCAGAGGCUUGGCUACUCGGUGACCGCAGCCAAGCAGGGAAUCUUUCAGGUGGUGAUUUCAAGAAUCUGCAUGGCGAUUCCUGCCAUGGCCAUCCCCCCACUGAUCAUGGACACUCUGGAGAAGAAAGACUUCCUGAAGGUUGGUCGUCCCCGUGGCCAGAGCAAACUGAGAAGAGCGCCGAGGAAGAGACGUGCUUGGAAAGGGUCAGAUUCAUGCCACUGGGAUGGGAAGAGCGCCGCCCUUGGCUGGGGGCGCCCCUGCAGGUGGCACUGGUGGGCUUCUGCCUGGUGUUUGCGACCCCCCUGUGCUGUGCCCUGUUCCCCCAGAAGAGCUCCAUAAACGUAAGCAAGCUGGAACCAGAGCUGAGAGCUCAGAUCCAUGAGCAAAACCCCAGCGUAGAAGUGGUCUACUACAACAAGGGGCUUUGAGGAGGGUCAGCCUCUGUCCCCUCCCUCACUUCCUUGGGGCUGCUGCUUUAGUGGAGUCAUGUCACCCCUGCCACUUGCCUAUCUGCCUAGCACUGGGUAGGGGCCUUGGUGGGCAGAUGGCCAUUGAGGGUAGCAACCUAUUAGGGUGGGGGAGGUACCACCAUAAGGCUUUUCCUCCACUCUCUGGUUUCAAAGAGCAGAACACAUAACCCCUCCCUCCUGUGCUUGAGUGUCCACGCAUAUACAUACAUGAUACAUAUGUGUAUUUGUACAUUGGGUCCUGAAAGCUAGGAGUAGGCAUGCUAGCCUAGUAUGUUCUGACAUCUGGCUUCCCUUCUCAGCCUCAUGUCUACCUGCCUGCCAGCCAGGCUACAGGUGGGACUUCCUUCUCUAAACUGUUAUACCAGCCAAGUUAUUUUUGAUGGCACCUCAUCCCUUCUAGACAUAGGAGGAGCCCCAGGAUCUCAGGACAGAGACUUACAGACACUAGUAGGCCAAAGUGGGCUGAAUCCUUCAGGUUUCUGAUAUCUAGCUCCCCAGGCUGACUGAGCUGGCAGAGGAGAACAUGUUCGGACAAGGGAGGCAGGGGACUUAUGCAUCCCUCAGUGCCAUCCCCUGUAUUCUGGAAUAGCUCCGUGUCACCUCCUCCUCUCUACCAGACGAAGGAGCGCCUGUGUCCUGUACUGCCCUCGCUGUCUCCCCAGCACCCUACUUGGCAGCGUGGGCAUCUUCAGGCACAGUCUUAGGAGUUCCUGGUGUGCUCCGACAUCAUGACCUCCAAUCUAAAUCCUGCAAUCCCAACUCCCUUUCCCAAACAAAAAGCCACAGAGGCAGAGCAAGCAUUCCCCUUUAAGAGCUCCCACUGCACCCCCUCCCAAGGGACACAGCUGUAGGAAUGGUGCUUAAACUCCACAGGUUUCAGAGAGGGUGUAACUAAGACAUCCUCAAGGGCAGCUAGGCCCCGAAUGUACAAUGUUUAGACAGGGAAUUUUGUGUUCCAUUGACUAUUUUUUUUUUUUUUUUUGAUGGAGGUUCACUAUUUUGCCCAGGCUGGAGUGCAAUGGUACGAUCUUGGCUCACUGCAAGCCCCGCCUCCUGGGUUCAAGUGAUUCUCCUGCCUCAGUCUCCCAAGUACCUGGGAUUACAGGUGUGUGCCACCACAUCUUGCUAGUUUUGUAUUUUUAGCAGAGACAGGGUUUCACCAUGUUGGUCAGGCUAGUCUCAAACUCCUGACCUCAGGUGAUCCACCUGCCUUGGCCUCCCAAAGCGCUGGGAUUACAGGCAUGAGCCACCGCGCCCAACCUGUUCCACUGACAUUUCUUAGACAUUCAGCAAAACCCCCACCUUAACCUCUUUUCUUUCUUGAGGGUUGGUCCUGUCCCUACCUUUACCCUCCCACCCCCUGGAAGAGGAAGGGCCCGAGCAUCAAUGGCUAGUCCAAAUAAAAUAUGGGCUUGGGGAUGGAAUGGGUGGUGGCAUGUUCACAGAGGGUAGUUAGAUCCCAACUCCCAUGACCUCUGGCUUCAGUGGUGGGUGGGGCAGGGCAGAUAAAAGGGCUUCAGUGGGAACCUCUGAGAGCAUUUGUUCCCAAAAGGGGAACUCUGAGAGUGAGAACUGAUGCAGUUCCCCCCAUCAACCGCCCCCAGUGAUAACAUCUAUGAAGUCAGCCAUUACUAAAUAAACUGCAAACUUGUGUA
Molecule: messenger RNA, 3257 nt
Organism: Piliocolobus tephrosceles (Ugandan red Colobus)
Lineage: Eukaryota; Metazoa; Chordata; Mammalia; Primates; Cercopithecidae
Gene: SFXN3
Product: sideroflexin 3
Exons: 13
Coding region: 500-1471 (323 amino acids)
Biological process (GO): monoatomic ion transport; serine import into mitochondrion
Cellular component (GO): mitochondrial inner membrane
Molecular function (GO): monoatomic ion transmembrane transporter activity
Source: RefSeq, a predicted model, not a curated record